AUGGAACGUCAACCGAAGUCUCUUACGGAUGCUUUACAGCUCAUCCAAACAGCCGAUAUCAUCUCGAAGACCGUUCAGACAAUCAUAGCUGAAUGGUCAAAAGAAGCAGAGGUAUUCAAGAACCCAGCGGAAUCUGCUGAUAACUCGACAGGAGUAUCAAUCCUGCCAAGCCACGAGUUAUUCAACGCUCAACGGACUAUUGCAGCUGCCAUCGGGAAACUCACGGAGCUGGUGUCGGAGCCAAGUGUAAGGCUCCUGGAAGUCGCCACCCAGUUCCAAGAAUCACGGGCCCUGUACAUCACCGUGGAGCGGCGGAUUCCAGAUAUUCUCGCUCCUCAUGACAAGGAUGGCGGACUGUCGAUCACGGAGCUCAGCCAACAGGCCAGUAUUGAGCAUCGGAAGUUGUCCCGCAUUAUGAGAUGCCUAUGCUCCAUAGGGAUCUAUUCCCAGACCGGCGCGAAGACCUUCGCAAACAACGCCGUCUCCGCUGCUUUGGUCUCCAAUGAGCCUCUCCGAGCAUAUGUUCGACUUGCCAAUACUGAAAGCUAUACUGCAUCGGACUUCUUACCUAGGACUCUCUUGGACCCCGAGAAAGGACCGUCUUAUGAUGUGGCGAAGACUGCAUGGCAGGAUGCUGUCACCACGAGCAAGCCACGGUGGGAAUGGAUCGAGGAACGAGUGGAGCAAAAUAAACUCAUAGAGAGUGGCGGCCAUUACCCUGGGGUUCCGAGUCUUGUGUUGGAGCCUCAGCCCAAAGGGGACGAUGGCUUAGUUGCGAGGCCGGAGCUGGAGAUCAUGGGCCUGGCCAUGGUCGGUGGCGGACGGGUGUUUGGAUCUGCUCAUGUCUAUGACUUCCCUUGGGCGUCCCUAGGCAAAGCGUUGAUCGUCGACGUGGGAGGCGGUGUUGGCGGCUUUCCGCUUCAACUGAGCAAAGUCUACACCGAUCUCCAAUUCGUCGUCCAAGAUCGUGGCCCGGUUAUAAAACAGGGCUUGGAGAGUGUGUGGCCAAGAGAGAACCCCGAGGCUCUAAAGACUGGGCGGGUGCAGUUCGUGGAGCACAGCUUCUUCGAUAAAAAUCCAAUCGAAGGGGCCGAAGUGUACUACCUUCGAUAUGUGCUUCAUGACUGGUCCGACGAGUAUUGCAUCAACAUCCUAUCGCGCAUUCGCGAGAGCAUGGCACCACAUUCUCGCCUGUUGAUAUGCGAGCAAGUGAUGAACACCACUAGAGGCGAUACGCAGUUGACCUCUGCUCCGAAGCCUCUCCCAGCAAACUACGGCUUUCACACGCGUUUUAGCCACAACCGGGACCUAACCAUGAUGGCGUGCAUCAAUGGGAUCGAGAGGACCCCGGAAGAGUUCAAGACGAUCCUCCAAGAGGCGGGUUUGACCUUGAAGAAGAUAUGGGAAUGCAGGAGUCAAGUCUCCCUUCUUGAGGCGGUGUUGUCGAAUGUCGAGGUCAAGAAUAGCAGUUGCAUUCAGUCCCUUUAA
Molecule: messenger RNA, 1488 nt
Organism: Aspergillus terreus NIH2624
Lineage: Eukaryota; Fungi; Ascomycota; Eurotiomycetes; Eurotiales; Aspergillaceae
Exons: 4
Coding region: 1-1488 (495 amino acids)
Molecular function (GO): O-methyltransferase activity
Source: RefSeq, a predicted model, not a curated record